Messenger RNA from Cheilinus undulatus (humphead wrasse), 4640 nucleotides. RefSeq names its product solute carrier family 17 member 9b (gene slc17a9b). The transcript is spliced from 13 exons. The coding region runs from base 684 to 2084 and encodes 466 amino acids. The record is from RefSeq and is a predicted model, not a curated record. Lineage: Eukaryota; Metazoa; Chordata; Actinopteri; Labriformes; Labridae. Gene Ontology annotation, cellular component: membrane. Gene Ontology annotation, molecular function: transmembrane transporter activity. Gene Ontology annotation, biological process: transmembrane transport.
UCUAAAAGUUGUGCAGACUGCAGAGUCUUAUGUAACGAUGCCUGGAAACUCGAAUAACCAGGGGGCACAUGGACUAUCAACCUUGUAAGCUCUGACUGCGCAAAUUCUCCCCCACAGCAGCUUAACCUCAGCACGGGCUCCAUCUCUCCUCCAUCCGUCAGGGACGGGUCAUGAGCGAACUACAUCCUGGUGCUCCACUGAUGCUCCCAUAGUCACAUUUUCUGUAAUGCACCGUCAUGAUGGGAGAAGGGCAGGAGCCAGGGGCGUCUCUACGACGUAUUUUAAAGAUACCGUAGUGGAUAAAUCGGCGGACUAGACAAGUGAAGCUGGUUUUAAGUGGAGAGAAAUCACUUCCUGAUUAACCCUACCGAUCAGAAGAAGAACUGCGCGGCUGGUCGGAGGAGGCUGGCAGAGAAAAACUGACACGUGGAUUACUCCUCCUCGGGCAUCAGGAAAAACAAGACUCCCUCCUCCAGCUCGGCUUCGUGACCACAUCAGCCUUGUCCCCGUGAGUCCAGUCAUACAGGUUAUGGAUUACAAUCAAGAAAACCCGUGAUGUGAUCGAGUUUUUACUUUAUGACAAGGUUUCAGUGUUUUUUUUUCCUCUGAUCGUCUACUUUUCUGACUGAUCAACCGGAAAGAGCCGACGCGGUUGAGAGGGGGCUGCUGUUUCCUCGCGUUGAAUGGCAGUAAUUCAAAAAUAUGGCAAGAACUAUAGUCCAGAUUUGGUCUGUCACACGGAAAACCACCCGCCUGACAAGAUCGGAGCCCCUGGAUGUUACAAGAAGUGGCCUGAACACAACACCAACUGGUCCAGGCCUGUUGCGAGGGUAUGGACGGUGGUGCUGCUGCUCGGGACAUGCCUGCUGUACUGCGCUCGUGUGGCGAUGCCCAUCUGCGCCGUCAGCAUGGCAGAACAGUUCAACUGGAGCAAGAGGGAGUCGGGGAUGGUGCUGGGCAGCUUCUUCUGGGGUUACUGCUUCACCCAAGUGUUUGGAGGCUAUGUCAGUGACAGGGUUGGAGGUGAGAAAGUCCUCCUGCUGUCUGCAGCAGCCUGGGGGUCGAUGACGGCCUUCACCCCUAUCUUGGCCCACUUCUGCUCCCAGCCAAUCCUCUCUAUGACACUGGCGCGCUUCCUUAUGGGCCUGUUGCAGGGAGUUCAUUACCCCUCUCUGGCAAGUCUGUGCUCUCAGAAGGUGGUGGAGAGUGAAAGAGGCUUCCUCAUGAGCACUGUGGGAAGUGGCUCUUAUCUGGGCACUUUGGUGAUUGGAGGGGUAGGCUCUCUCAUGUUGGACCUGUAUGGGUGGGAGAGUGUUUUCUACGUGUCCGGUCUGCUUUCCGUCCUGUGGGCGUACUGUAUGUGGAAAUAUCUGCUCAAAGGAGAAGGGCCUAUCAUCACACUGGAGUCCCUGGGAAACAGCGGGCCACAGUCCAAACUAUCCAAGAGACAUUGGCUCCGGCUCCUCAAACAACCUGCAGUCUGUGCCGUGAUUGUAACACACCUUUGCACUGCAAGUACCUUCUUUACUCUUCUGUCAUGGCUGCCAACCUUCUUUAAAGACACUUUCCCAGAAGCCAAGGGCUGGGUGUUCAAUGUCAUUCCCUGGUUGGUUGCCAUCCCCUCAUCCCUCUUCAGCGGCUGCCUGUCUGACCAUCUGAUCAGCCAGGGCUACGAUACCGCCUCUGUGAGGAAGUUAAUGCAGUUUUUCUCCAUGGGUGUGUCAAGUUUGUUCACCCUUCUUCUGUGUGGCAGCACCACCUUUCCUUGGGCUGUAGCGUUUGUGUCAGCCACCAUGGGUCUCACCACCUUCAGUCACAGCGGUGUAUCUGUUAAUGUUCAAGAUCUGGCUCCUUCCUGUGCCGGAGCUCUAUUUGGUGUUAUGAACACUUGUGGUGCCUUCUCAGGGGUCCUGAUGGUGUAUUUCUCUGGGUAUCUCAUCGAGGCCACAGGCUCGUGGGCAACCGUGUUCGCCCUCAUCACCACAGUGAACCUGCUGGGCCUCUGCACCUUCCUGGCCUUCGCUGAGGCUCGCCGGGUCGACAUUGACUCCAGCAAGGUUCGCCACCACAACAUCCACAUCUAAAGUCGUAAGAAAGAGUAGGAUGCUGUUCCUAAGGGAGACACAACUUUGGGCAACCAGCAGUUUGAGGACAGCAGAGAAGUUCACAAAGGAUAAGGUGGCACAUGGAUAAAUCCUGGGUGUGACAUCAGGAAAACUUAAGUCGGCUCUGUGGAUGAGAACUUCCUGUAACAGUCACUUAAAAGCACACAGCAGAGGCUGCACAAUGUUAUUGAAAAAUCCUCUAAAGCUCGGGCGCUGAGUCCUAGAAAAACACAGCUGUGUGAGAGGAUACUCUGGGUGAAGCAGAAAAGGUUACAGGAGCAAAAAAAAAAAAAAUCUCUACCUCCAGGUCCCAGCUUGUGCAGCACGUGGUGGGUAAACAGUCGUGUGUUUACCUUCGUCUUUAGCUCCAGAAUGUGUCGCUGAGAAUGAGGAAAGUCACAGAAAUUGUAAUCUGGUGUGUUUUUUUGUGGAGCUGCGUGGGUGAUGGAUGUGUUAGUCUGACAGCUGUGACACACCAAGGUGGUGUGUUCUCACCCUGCAGGGAUGGGGGAGGCGUCGUUGCCACACGUGGAUGACACAGGGAGAGUCCAGCCUCUGUUAUCUGAAGUCUUUUAUUAGUACGCCCCGCUCAGCCAUCACUGAGAGCACCAUCUGAGUGACAGCUCAUUACCCAGCUGCUAAUUACUCUGCGGGCACUACAAUGUCCUGUACCAUUUACCUUCUCUUGUCCCCAUCACCAUAGUUACAAGCUGAUCAUAUUGUUUGAGUUGAAUGAGAAAGACCCACAUUGAUCCAGUGUUUUUGUAAUCACAAAGAAUGUGCUUUGACAAGCAAGACCAAAGGUUGAUUAUUUAGUUUAUUUAAUUUUGAUUGCAUGUAAUAUAAGAUACCUCACUUAAUUAUUUUGAGUACUUAUAUAUUUAUAUGACCCUUUUUUUUUUUUUGUAAAAUCCUAUUUUUGGAAGAAAGAAGACAACACAAAAGAAUUAUGUCAGAAAGAUGGCAGAAGUGAUGCAGUAUGAAAAAUCUGUCUUCACUUGUAGUUCCAUCUGUCCAAGGAGACACAUUUAGUGAAAAGUUACUUCUUCAUGUGAUUUUCUUCCGUUUUCUGUUUGAAGAUCCUCGUUACGGCACUUGAUGUCCUUGUUACUGUGGCACCAGACUGGAAGUGCUGUCAGCAUCUGUAAAGGAGAAAGUUAGUGCAGAACACACUUCUUCUUGUGCUGUCGCAUCUCUGUGUUAUCUAAGUAUAUUUCUCUUAUCAGGCUUGCCCUGAUUUUAUGAAUGUUUUGUACAGCAGUGGUUCUCAACUGGUUGAGCCUCAGGACCCAACAUUAACUCCUCAAUGAGAAAUUGCGACCGAAAUUUCUGAUAUUUUGAUUGAAAAAUAGCACAAAUUGGACCUCACGCAGUAGCAAGUGUGACAAAUCAUAGAGACAGGACAAAAACAGGAAUAGUUUCAUGGACUUUUGGUGCCGUUUUUGUUUCCUGGAACACAUUUGGGACCCACUGAAAAGGGCGCCGCAACCCACUUUUGGGUCCUGGCGCAUCAGUUGAGAAGCACUGGUGUAGAGGAUGUAAAAUGAUGUUAUGGUCUCAGGACAGGGCGCAACCCAGGCAGCGUAUUUAGGGCUUUUGUUACCAUAAAGUAUGUAGCGAAAUGAAGCUGAAUGUUCAGGGUACAGUAGAAUUUAUCUUUGGUCUUCACAGCACAGUUUCACAUUUAGGAGAUUUAAUUUGCAUUUAAGAUGACAUGUGAACCUUAAACCUAUGCAUUUAUUAUUUUUGUGCCUAAUUUAAUUACAGUAAGCUAUGGGAGGCGAGUGAGAUGUGUGUGCUGUGCUAACAGUGUCAUUUACUGGGUAUUGUCCAUCAACAUUUUGCCUCCCAUGUACCCAUGUAGGAGUUUUUCACUAUGGUGUGUUUUUGACACAUGGACCCCUGUUGUCUCAGAGUUAUUUAUUUAUAACCACAUGGGAACAUUUUUGGUGUAUGUUUUGUCAGGAUAGAUUUUAUUUCUGAAAUAUCCUUUAUUGUUAUGUUUCUUAUAUUGUCAUGGUCAGUUGGGUGUAAAAAGAUUAAUUGGAUUUAUUUAAAUCUUCCAUUUUCUUUACAUCAAACACAACGCCAUUAUUUGUUUUGUGCUAAAAAUCACAACUCUACUGACCAUAUUGAAUCAUUCUUAUUUAAAAUAGAAUAUAUGCCAAAUGUCAGUAUGAUGAUGUAUUUAUUUUUGUUUUUGUAGUGAUAAAUCACAGAUUGCGUGCCUAUAUUCUCAGAUUCACAAUUUAGAUUCAGCUAUUCUCACAUUAUUCGGCUUUUUGGUCGCCACAUUCCUGGGCAAAAUUUAACAUAGAGCUGCUUUAAUCAUCAGUCCACCCCUCUUACUGUUCUCUGUUUACAUCCUUCAAAACUUAACACGACUAUAGCUGGUGAUCUGCUAACAAAGUCAUGACAUGUAUGAUUGAAAGAAGUAUGUUAAUGCAAAAAAAUCAUGCAGUAUUCGAAUGCUUUUGAAAUAUGUUGUAUGUAAAAGCCUAUAUUACCUUUGAAUAAAGAUAUAUUUUGUCAGCA